Molecule: messenger RNA, 822 nt
Organism: Caenorhabditis elegans
Lineage: Eukaryota; Metazoa; Nematoda; Chromadorea; Rhabditida; Rhabditidae
Gene: ZK637.14
Product: putative RING finger protein ZK637.14
Exons: 3
Coding region: 114-599 (161 amino acids)
Source: RefSeq, marked reviewed
GCAAACACCGUUACGACGAAUUGCACGUUUUUCGUUGCACUUGCGUAAGUACGUUUUCCUUUUGUCACCAUAUCUCUCGUCAUUUCUUAAAAUAUUUUAUCUGGCAAUUAGAUAUGUCGGAAAGAGACGCUAUUAGAGCUUUUUCGCAUAUGCUCGAAACCAUCUUCGUCAGAAUGCGAGCGGAAGGUACUGGUUCACAAACAGAUGCGAUGCAAAGAUGGCUGGAUUUGUAUAAUGUUGGAAGUUUGCCAAUUGACAAAAAAUCAUAUAAAGCGCUGAGACUGAUGGAUCGAGAGACUACAGAUCAACAGAAAGAAGAUGCAACCUGUGCAAUUUGUUUGGAUAACUUGCAAAACAACGUCGAUAUUCCUGAAGAUCAUGUCAUCAAAGAGGAAUUAAAAAUUGAUCCAACAACGUUCGGAACCACAGUUAUCGUCAUGCCAUGCAAACAUCGCUUUCAUUAUUUUUGUCUCACUCUAUGGCUUGAAGCUCAACAAACUUGCCCAACAUGCCGUCAGAAGGUCAAAACUGAUAAAGAAGUUGAGGAGGAGGAGAGACAGAGAAAUCUUGAAGAGCUUCACGAUUCAAUGUAUGGAUGAUUUAUAAUUUAAAUCUUAUUUCUAUUAAAUUCUUCUUCGACAAAACUAAAUUAAUUUUCAACCCAAACUAGCUUUUCACUGUAUAUACUUUUGUUUUAAUUCCAAAAAAAUGUUCCACCAAAAGCUGUGAGCUAUGAGCCCCCUCGGGUGUUGAUUUUUUAAAUCCUAAAUUAAUUUAUAAAUUUUUUGAUUUCUAAAAUUUAAUAAAUCUUCACACCUGUGA